Molecule: messenger RNA, 2640 nt
Organism: Anopheles darlingi
Lineage: Eukaryota; Metazoa; Arthropoda; Insecta; Diptera; Culicidae
Product: proline-, glutamic acid- and leucine-rich protein 1-like
Exons: 2
Coding region: 65-2575 (836 amino acids)
Biological process (GO): rRNA processing
Cellular component (GO): nucleus
Source: RefSeq, a predicted model, not a curated record
ACGUUUUGGAGAGAAAGAACGACCGCGUGGAUUUCGAUUUUAAGAAAUAUCUUGAAUUUACACCAUGGACGGUGUAGGACAACUACUCAACCCAAUCGUACAGGCCGGAAACGAUAGUUUGCUGUCCUUGUUUCUGAAUAAUCUGGAUGAACAUCAAACCUUUUGGACCGACCCUAAAAGUGACCUAGAGACCAUUUUUUCCAAGAUAAGUGCUCUGUUGGCCAACGCUGCCACGCGGAAUCAUGCUCUCAAAACGCUUCACUUCAUGCUGCCGCACUGUCCGCUGGAAAUCGUCGAAGAAAAAGCGCAACACUAUAUCACCGUCUGCGAAAAGGUGUGCAAUUUGCACAAAUCGCCGGAAUCGAUUACACUGGUGUACGCCGUGUUGAAGCAACUGUUGCUGCAUUCUAUCAAUUCCGCCGAACUACGCAAACUUAUCAGUAGCCACUUGUCCACUUUCAUCUUGCACCCGCUUGGAACAAACUUCGAGGCGUCUGCCAAUCCCCAUUUCCUAACCGUUCUGGAAGUGGCGAUGCGCCAUUAUUCGGGCGUUUGUGGUGCACUUAAAACACGAAUUGAACAAUUCCUGUACAGUCUAGCAGAUGCGACCGAUCCGCAAACGGUGCUCGGUACGGCCACGUGUAUGCUGCUGCUGCAACAGAUUCGCGGCGGAGGACAACACGGUACUUUGCACAAGAAAACCUGGGAAGAGUAUUACGGCAAGCUGGUGGAUACCAUUCACGAGCUGCUGAACAAAGUUUUUGCCCAUACGCCGGAAACAUUUGACGAGCAGACGAAUCUGGAGUGUCUGAAGCUGCCAGCACUCCCGCCAACGAACGAUCCGCUACGUACAGCUCAACUUGUGGUCGUUCGUGUUAACAAUCUGAUCGUCUGGCUGGAGCAUGCCAUCGUCGGUGCUUAUGCUGUACCGAAACCGAUCGCACCGUUCAAGGCAUUGAAUUUGGUGCUGCGUGGUUUAUCGGUUACAUGUGGAGCGAUGAGCAAGAAUGCGAUAACGGAGAACGUUGCCUUUGGAACAUUCCUCCCUAGGAUUCAGCGCUCUUUGCUAGGUGUCCUGGAUGGUCUGAUAAAUACGCUUGGUUCACAUAUGCUCAUCUUUGCUGAACUGAUUUGUGAUGCCUUUGUGAAGUGUCUCAGGGCUACGCAAAACGUACGACAUGGGGCUACUGGACAAAAAAAGAGCUUCACGCAACUCAGAGCUAAGGUAUACGAAAGUAUUGCAGUGUGGUGCGAGAGAAUGAAUUAUGGCAGUAGCAUCGAGAACGCAAACGAACAGAUCCUGGAGCAUAUUGUACGUGACAUCACACCCUUUGUGGGUGAGGUAACGCUCAAGAUGGAUGCCAAUAGCCUGAAGCGUCUCUCCUCGAAGGCAAAGAAGAAACUGCAAAAGGAAAGGAAUGCAGCGACGGCACUGAAUCAAGCGCACUCCAACGGAGCUGUCUAUGCGGAGAGAAAAGAGCAGCUGAUCGAUACAGGAAACGAGGAACUCUGUCGCGAAGCUUUAAAAUGCUUGACAAUUGUUUUGCAAUCUGCCGGAUGCUUCAUCAAGCCGGUUACCCAUAAGCUGCUACAGGAAAGGAUUGUUCCAUUGUGCUUUUCCCUCGUCACUACCAAUCAAAGCACUCGCGGAUUGUACCGAGAUGCCAACACACGCAUAGGAUUGUUACGCAGCUUUGCUGCACUCAUCACCAAUCCGCAUCACCGUUGUCCACCGCCGUUGCAAUAUGCUAUGCACAUAUUUACCUCACUUCGAACAGCCGAUCCAAGCGUAGAAGUUCGUUCAGUUGCAGGCGAACUAGCCCGCUCAGCUGAGUUGAUUAUUCACCCUUGGAAGGAAACGUUGUACUUCCCGGUGGAGCAGGCUAGCAUCAAGGAGGCGCUGACCAACAAGGAACGCCAACCUCUCGCGAAGGUGUUGCUGGAAACUGAAGCUCCAAUCGUUACGGAAAUCAUGAAAGCGGCUAAGCUUUCGCCAUCGAAACAAACGCCUGAGCAGGUGAUUGAAGUAGAUGACAUGGCAGACGAUAGCGAGGGAGAAAUAAAUGAAUCACUUGCUGUGACGGAAGGAAGCGAAGAAUCGGAAGACCAUGGCCAUGUGGAUGAGAUCACCGAUGAACCAGAGGGAUGGGUUGAAGAAGUUAGCAACGCAUCGAACCAUCAGGUCGAGAAGGUAACAACGAAUGGAAGCACUGGUGUGGUGAACAACAUGGAAUCUUACAAUGAUGGCAUUAUACAUGCUUCAACGCCGGAAGACAAACUCGCCGAACCUUCAAUUGUGUCCAUAGAAGAUAGCGAUGAGGAGCAGCAGCCAACCCCCAACAUUGCUGACGCUGACGGCGAUGAUGAUGAUGAUGUGGUGGAAGUACCAUUGGACGAAGAAUCGGGAACUGGUAGUACCACCUCUGGGGGUAAAAAGCAUUCUUUAACCCAUGAGUCGAAUGGUACUCCAAAUAAAAUGGCCAAACUUUCAGAGGCUGAGAGCGGUAACGACAAAGCAAAAAAUGUAGACGAUAUUGUCGCAGAAAUGGUUGCAGAGUUUGUGGAUGAACCGUAAGGAGUUGAAAUGUAAGUUAACAUAGAAUUGAAUAAACAAAUUCUGUAGCUCAAUAAAUGCUACAA